UCUUCACUUCAAAAAUUCUUCCCUUGUCCUUUCACUUAUCUCCCUCCAUCACCACCCCUACCACAAACUCUCCAUCUCCAGCUUUCUCUCUCUACAAACAACCACACUUUCUCUCUCUAAAUCACACUGUCACAGACUAAUUAUACAUAAACUACUCCUCUUCUGCCAUGGCGGUGGCAGAGCUAUCAUCACGUGCAGCACUGACUCCAUACACACAAACAAGAACUGGACUCAGUAACUCUUCGUCUCAGCUCUCAUACUCAUCGUCUUGCCAUCUUUCUCUUCGUCUUCGUCGCUCUUUUCGGCCUCUUCGACAAAUUAUUAGUCCUAUCACUUGCUCUGUCAAUCAAGUUGAAGCUCGAGUUGCUGAAGAGACUAAAGAACAGUCCACGGAUAAGUCUGAGUGCUUUGGUGUUUUUUGCCAAACAUAUGAUCUUUUUGCUGAAGAAGAGACAAAGAAAUGGAAGAAACUAAUCAAUAUAGCUGUUUCUGGUGCUGCUGGAAUGAUUUCCAAUCAUCUACUUUUCAAACUUGCGUCUGGUGAGGUUUUCGGGCCAGACCAGCCAAUUGCAUUGAAACUAAUGGGAUCUGAAAGAUCAUUACAAGCCCUUGAAGGAGUCGCCAUGGAGCUUGAGGAUUCUUUGUAUCCCCUAUUGAGGGAGGUGAGCAUAGGAAUAAAUCCUUAUGAGGUUUUCCAAGAUGCGGAAUGGGCUCUGCUGAUUGGAGCAAAGCCUCGAGGACCUGGUGUGGAGCGAGCUGACCUAUUAGAUAUUAACGGACAGAUUUUUGCAGAACAGGGGAAAGCUCUGAAUUCCGUUGCAUCUCGCAAUGUUAAAGUGAUCGUAGUGGGCAACCCUUGUAACACCAAUGCUCUAAUUUGUUUGAAAAAUGCACCAAAUAUACCUGCUAAGAAUUUUCAUGCUUUGACUAGACUAGAUGAGAACAGGGCAAAAUGCCAGCUCGCUUUAAAAGCUGGUGUUUUCUAUGAUAAAGUAUCGAAUAUGACCAUAUGGGGAAAUCACUCAACCACUCAGGUUCCGGACUUCCUAAAUGCGAAAAUCAACGGAUUACCCGUCAAAGACGUCAUCACAGAUCACAAGUGGUUAGAAGAAGAGUUUACUGAGAAGAUCCAGAAGCGAGGUGGGGAUCUUAUUAAGAAAUGGGGACGAUCAUCAGCUGCGUCGACUGCUGUGUCCAUUGCUGAUGCCAUGAAAUCCCUAGUAAAUCCCACCCCAGAGGGUGAUUGGUUUUCUUCUGGAGUCUACACUAAAGGAAAUCCGUAUGGGAUAUCAGAGGAUUUAGUUUUCAGCAUGCCGUGCAGAUCGAAAGGAGAUGGUGAUUAUGAACUUGUCAAGGAUGUCAUAUUUGAUGAUUACCUUCUGAAGAAAAUCGCCAAGACUGAAGCUGAAUUGGUUGCUGAGAAGCGCUGCGUUGCCCACCUUACUGGAGAGGGUAUUGCCUUCUGUGAUUUACCGGAAGACACGAUGCUGCCAGGAGAAAUGUAGUAUCCGAGCAGACACAGCUGCUCUUCUUUUGGAAUUCUUCUGCAGCUAGUAGCUACUAAAUGAAACUGCUGGAUUAUAAGUACAGACAUAAUGAUUUGUUAUGAAGAAUAAUAGAGCUGGUAUUAGUGAUAUGUCAAUCCUAAACAUGUAAUGAAUUUUGAUUAAUUGGUCCGCAAAGGGGCUGGUGUAAUUAUGAUUCCUUCUUUCCUUUCUUUGCCUAAUGUUAUGUAUAUUACACUC
Messenger RNA from Mercurialis annua (annual mercury), 1745 nucleotides. Its product is annotated as malate dehydrogenase [NADP], chloroplastic. Lineage: Eukaryota; Viridiplantae; Streptophyta; Magnoliopsida; Malpighiales; Euphorbiaceae. Gene Ontology annotation, biological process: tricarboxylic acid cycle; oxaloacetate metabolic process; malate metabolic process. The record is from RefSeq and is a predicted model, not a curated record. The transcript is spliced from 14 exons. Bases 168 to 1505 code for a protein of 445 amino acids. Gene Ontology annotation, molecular function: L-malate dehydrogenase (NAD+) activity; L-malate dehydrogenase (NADP+) activity.